GAGAUUCUUAGCGCCUUUGGAGCGCCAUGGGCUGCGGGGCGUCCUCAGAACCUCCGCGCACAGUUCCUGUGACACCGGCUCCGGUUCCAGCUCCAAAAGUUGAAAAAAAAGAAGAAGAAGCCAAUGUUCCCGUGGAUGGAUAUACAGAGAAGUGGCCGGACCUUUGUGACCCCGACAAGGAGUUCAACCUCUUGGACUACGUGUUCUGCUUGCCAGAGAAGACCGGAUGCAUUGGCACGAUGCUGAUGGAGCCAGAGAAGAAAUGGUUGACGCAAGAGGACAUUCGCACUUGGAAGUACGUAAUCAAGAAAGAUUGGAAGGAGUCGAAGACUGUCUUCAUGACGGCGCCUAGACAAGGAGCUCGGGAUCAGAAGUGCACGUUCAACCCAGUGACUCGGAACGGGAAGCUGGCGUGGACCUCCAAUCGCUUCUUUUCCGACUUCUCCAUCACUGAAGAAGGUAUGGAAUUCCGGAACCGCAAGGAACCGGAGAGGGCCCUGCUGGUCCAUCGCAGCCUGGACCUGGACGGAAACGUCUUUUGGAAGUCCGAUGGCCACCUGGUGGACAACCUGCAUGAAAUGCUCUUCUCCGUUGCUCAGUGGUCUGCAGAGGAGCAGACCCUGGAAAUCGAUGGGAAGGAAGUGGCCAAGGUGACUUCCGAGGAGUACGUGUGUCCAGACUUCUUCCUUGCCUGCUACUUUGUUGUUCGCGGGGAGCCAGAGAUGUGUGACUAUGUCUUGACGAGUGCCAAAGCACAAAAGGAGCGAGAUGCCCUGAACAAACGGGCGAUGGAGGCGAUUGAGCAAAAAGGAGGGCGAGACUACUUCAAAGAGCUUCGGGAACAGAAGGCCAAAGAGGAGGAGCGUGAGAAAGAGAAGAGAGAAGCUGCAGCAGCGCGGAAGGCUGCCGCGCCGAGCGGUGGGCACAGUUCGGGCGGCCCUCCGCCGGCCGCAAAGUGGUGGGUUUGUCAGAAGUGUGGAUGGAAGUUCGCCAUCAAACCCUUCCAGGGCAAGUGCACUGUUUCUCGAGGUACAGCUUGUGGUGGCGUCUGUGUGCAGAAGUAGCAUCAAGGGCUCAAGGGGGAUGGUGUGACCAUGGAUGGAGUUUGACCAUUCACUGAGAAACACGUUUUGGACGGGACACGUUUUGAACGGGAUAGCAACAUGGCUGAGCCAGAUCUCAUCCCGUACUACAUAUAGGUCGCUACAUUCUGUAUGCUUCCUAACGAGAAGUGCUCGACAAGUGCUUGUUGCCUCACACUGCACAACGGUUGAGCCGUUGGAGUCAACAGCACUGGCAUUAGCAUGAUUUGUGCCAAACCUAUGCGAUGCAUGUGACAAUCUCCAAACUCUUACGACGGAGUGUGGAAGGCAGUUUCACAAUUCCUUGCCGACACUUUCAAAUUUUGAAAAUAUUGAACUCCACGAACUCCAUGCGAAACUCCAUGAGGGAAAA
This is a messenger RNA of Cladocopium goreaui, 1455 nucleotides long. NCBI's taxonomy places the organism in Eukaryota, Dinophyceae, Suessiales, Symbiodiniaceae. The record is from the annotation of a GenBank genome assembly.